Molecule: messenger RNA, 2160 nt
Organism: Aspergillus glaucus CBS 516.65
Lineage: Eukaryota; Fungi; Ascomycota; Eurotiomycetes; Eurotiales; Aspergillaceae
Product: putative RING and UBP finger domain protein
Exons: 2
Coding region: 1-2160 (719 amino acids)
Biological process (GO): Ras protein signal transduction; protein ubiquitination
Cellular component (GO): cytoplasm
Molecular function (GO): zinc ion binding; ubiquitin protein ligase activity
Source: RefSeq, a predicted model, not a curated record
AUGCCCUCAUACUUUUAUCAUCUCGCGAUUGAAUUAUUCGCACGUCCUCUCACUGACCUUGGAGUUGCUUCCUGUGUGUACGAUCAGUCGACCUCACUAUCGUUUGACUCCGCAUGCGAAGCUCUACGCCCGUUCCAGAGGCCAAUCCGGCACUCAAGUCGACGCUCACGCGCUUCUCCCAGCGAUAAGAGCAAAUGUCCCCCCUCUCCGAAUCUACCUAUCAGAUCAUCGUCGAGCUCAGUUAGCAAUACCCGCGUCGUCGAUAACGCCAUCCCUACGACCAGUAAUAAUACCACUACCUCUCAUCCUUACACAAAAUCGCAUAGCAGCGCUACCGAUAUCCAACACGACCAGCGACUGGACAAAGUCUCCAUCGAGUGCAUUGACAUGGUAUCUCUAUCCGAGAGAGAAGACCCCACAACAACGCCCUCUUCGAAACGGAAGGUCCAUUUCACGGAUAACCCCGUCACCACGGGCAUCGGGACGGAUAUCCUUGGUGGACUCCGGACGAAGGGGCGGUACAUACCACUUGACCAGGAAACGACGGAUAGUGUCUGGGGUAUAGUGCAUUUGUAUCGAGAUGCGCAGGAGACUCCGUAUUUGAUUGAUGAUGACUAUCCGUCGGAGUUGAAGGGGUCGUCGGCUGUGGCGAGGCAGCCGGGGGAUCAGGUUGGAUAUUAUGGAGAGACUCGUGUGGAGGGGGAUUCGCCGGAUGAGGAGUGCACGACGUUGUGUAUAUUGGCUGUGCCGUCGUAUUUGUCGCCGUCGGAUUUUCUGGGGUUUGUGGGGGAGACGACUAUGGAUGACGUUAGUCAUUUUCGAAUGAUUAGGACGGCGAGGGCGAAUCGGUAUAUGGUUUUGAUGAAGUUCCGAAGUGGGAAGAAAGCCAAGGAGUGGCAGAAGGUGUGGAAUGGGAAGGUUUUUAAUAGUAUGGAGCCCGAAACUUGCCAUGUUGUAUUCGUGAAUACGGUUGAGAUUCAGGCCGUAGAACCUGGUACGCCGUCAGGGAUUGGCAGCUCAUUCCAAAACACCCUUGCCACAAAUAGUCCCAAGAGAGGAAGUGUCUCUUCUCAAAACCAAUCGAACCCUAUACCCUCUGCAACUCUAUCUACCAAACCUCUCGCACCGCGAACACCUUCGCUCAUAGAGUUACCGACCUGUCCAGUCUGUCUCGAACGCAUGGACGAGACCACCGGUUUACUGACCAUCAUCUGCCAACACGUCUUCCAUUGUACAUGUCUACAGAAAUGGAAAGGCAGCGGCUGCCCGGUAUGCCGCUACACACAGGAUGACUUCCGCAGAAACAGCCAGAGUCUAUCCCUCGAAGACGAUCCAGCUGAAUGUCACGUAUGUCACUCAGAUAUCAACCUCUGGAUCUGUCUGGUCUGCGGAACGGUUGGCUGCGGUCGUUACGACGGCGCACACGCCUACGAACACUUCAAAGAAAGUACGCAUGCCUUUUCAAUGGACCUUUCCACACAACGUGUCUGGGACUACGUCGGAGACGCCUAUGUCCACCGCAUCAUCCAAAACAAAGGCGAUGGCAAACUCGUGGAACUACCAGCAGCAGAUAACAGUGCCCUUGACCCACCAGACUGGACCGACGCCGUACCCCGCGAGAAACUUGAAAACAUGUCCGUCGAAUACACACACCUCCUAACCUCUCAACUCGAAAGCCAACGCGCCUAUUUCGAAGAAGUCGUCGAACGAGCCGCAGACAAAGCAUCCCAAGCAUCCGCCGCAGCCUCGUCGGCUCAAGAAGCCGCCGAAAAAGCCACCUUAGCCCUCACAAACCUCCAAUCCCAACACGACAAGCUAAAUCACGAGACACUUCCCGGUAUUGAGCGCGAUAAAUCCCGUGCCGAGAAACGAGCUGAAAAGUUCGAGGGCAUGGCACGGAAGCUGGAGAAGGAGUGGCGCGAGGAGAAGACGAUGAAUGAGAGUCUUCUGAAGAGGAUUGAGUUCCUGUCGACGGAGAUGGAGGGGCUUAAAGAGACGAAUACGGAUUUGAGUGAGCAGAAUCGGGAUCUUACAUUUUUUAUUAGUGGGUCGCAGCGGUUGAUGGAUCAGGGGGAGGAUGUGCAGCAGGGGACUGUUAGUGUUCCGGAGCCUGAGGUGAAGGGUAAGAAGAAGAAAGGGAAGGGGAAGGGGCGUGGGUGA